AUGCUCGCAGGCGGCUCCUCCCCACCGCGCUCAGAAUCCCCCUUCACCGUCGCCCCCGCCCAUUCCCAACCACCCCCCGCCAAAAAGCGUAAAACAGGACACAACACCCACCAACGCACCUCCGCCGCCGCCUCCCCCGCUCCCUCCGACGUCGGCGGCGGCACCCCCAACCCCAAUCCCAGCACAAACCCGGGAACAGAGAACGUCCUGCUCCCAUCCUCAUCCUCCAUAACGCCCACCCAUCCCUCCCUGCUCAACCGACCCCGCCUCACCGUCUCCCGUGGCCCGGUCUUUAUCCCCAUUUCUGACGCCUCACCAUACAGCACCACCGACCUCGUCCCCUUGAACCGUAUCGGAUUCCGCUACACACCCGCCGGCGUCGCCUCGCCAGACGCGACACUCCCCUUCCGGACUAUCGAGAGCGCGCCACAGAAGUGUCGCGUGAGCUGGGAAGACCGCAGUCCGUUCGUGCGGGUGACACAGGAUGGACUAGGUUUGCUGGGCGAUAAAGGGUUCCGGAGCGCACGGAUGAACGUUCCUCUCAGGGAAGGAAAGUGGUACGUCGAGGUGACGGUCGAACAUGGUGGCGGCGCUCGCUCGCUCGACGGACCCGGGUCGUAUUCGAGUCGCGAGGGCGCGCACGUCCGGCUUGGAUUUGGACGACGCGAGGCACCGUUGAACGCGCCGUGUGGAUUGGACGGGUAUUCGUAUGGGAUACGUGACAAGACGGGCGAGAAGGUCACGCUAUCGCGUACGAGGCCUUAUGGACGUGCAUUCGGGGUGGGCGAUACUAUAGGGAUGUACAUCUCCCUCCCUCCGCUCCGUUCGCCCGUGAAGAACGACCCGCACGAUCCCGCGCACCUUAAACGCGAACGCAUCGCCAUUGACUUCAAAGGACAGGAAUACUGGGAAUCCCUCGAAUAUCCGCAGAGUAAAGAGAUGAUAGCAUUAAUGGACACCUCGCGCUCGAACAGGCCUACCGAGACGACCUCCCUCCCGUCCUCGACUAAGAAAUCCGCAACGGUGAAGAACGUGCCCGAGCGUGGUCGGGGCUCUAAAGACGUGCCGCCCGAACCUGCCCCGAUGCGUCCUCUACCGACCCUCCCGAACUCUCAGAUCGCGUUCUUCGUGAAUGGUGAAUCGCAGGGCACCGCGUUUCGCGACCUUUACGAUUUCUGUCCGUUGCGAGCGCCGUUGGACAAGAGGAAACGGGACAGGGGUAAGAGGCUGAGGGAGGGCGCGAAGGAACAUACGUUGAAUCCGUUCGACGACGGGUCGUUGGGGUAUUACCCGCUCAUCUCGCUCUUUAACGGUGCUCGCGUUCGUAUCAACCCAGGACCUAACUUUGCGUUCCCUCCACCUCCCGACAUCGACGCCACACUGAACGCCACACCCACCUCGGCUACGGGUAUAGCUACAGAAAGAACCUGGCGUCCGCUCCACGAACGCUACCCCGAAUACAUGGACGAGCAAUGGGCGAUGGACAAACGCGAA
Molecule: messenger RNA, 1494 nt
Organism: Stereum hirsutum FP-91666 SS1
Lineage: Eukaryota; Fungi; Basidiomycota; Agaricomycetes; Russulales; Stereaceae
Exons: 1
Cellular component (GO): Set1C/COMPASS complex
Molecular function (GO): transcription cis-regulatory region binding; protein binding
Source: RefSeq, a predicted model, not a curated record